AUGCUGCCUGUAUUAUUCCUUUUACUGAAUAUUGGUGGAAGUUUAUCUCAAGGUUGGAACAAUCAAUGGAACCCGUUUCAACAAUGGCAACAACCUGGUUGGGGACAACCACAGCCUGGAUGGGGAGUUGCACCACCUCAAGCUGUUGUUCAACCACAACCACAACAAGUUGCGGUGCAGGGUGUGAAAAAUGCUGUGCAGGAUAGAAUUCAACAGAUGUUAGUUGCUUUUUUAGAUGAUAAAAUUUUAAAUAUUCUUCAACAAACCUAUGAUUUCAGCUACGGAGUUCCUGGCCGACGAAACUCCAAUCAAAAACUUCGAAUUUGCUGCCGAAGUUUGAAAGAAGCCGACGUGGAUUGUCGUCGGAAAUAUUGCGAUUUCGAAGCCUUCAGACCAGAUCAAGUUUUAGGAUUCUUGGGAGAAUGUGCACCGAAAGGUCCAACAGUUGGACAAAUGUGGGAUUGUGCAUCAUCGAGAGCUGAUCAUACACCAUGUUGUCAAGCACAAGGGGUAAGCUUUGGGUCAAAAGGAAAUUUUUGGGCCUUCAUAAUUUUUUUCAACAAAAAAUAGUCAAAUCAAAAUCUAUCGAUUUUUUCUAGGUUCUGCCAGCUUGCAUUGCCUAUUGCGAAACUACCAACGGAGUUCCUACUGAUUAUUUGAAAUAUGCGAUUUGCAUUGGACAAUUCGACAAAAUUCGAUAUUGCUUUAGAGAUCAUUUGGAAAAACACCCAAAUAUUAAGGGGGAUACUUAA
This is a messenger RNA of Caenorhabditis angaria, 752 nucleotides long. NCBI's taxonomy places the organism in Eukaryota, Metazoa, Nematoda, Chromadorea, Rhabditida, Rhabditidae. The record is from the annotation of a GenBank genome assembly.